Molecule: messenger RNA, 1011 nt
Organism: Penaeus indicus
Lineage: Eukaryota; Metazoa; Arthropoda; Malacostraca; Decapoda; Penaeidae
Product: zinc finger Ran-binding domain-containing protein 2-like
Exons: 7
Biological process (GO): RNA processing
Molecular function (GO): RNA binding; lipopolysaccharide binding
Source: RefSeq, a predicted model, not a curated record
GUGUGCGCAGAGCCAAAAUGUGCAAAUGUGAACUUUGCCAGAAGGAACACUUGCAACAGGUGUGGGAAAGAACGAAGUGGAUCAGGAGCUGCAGCAGCUGCUAAUGCCGAGAAAAAAAGACAACUAGGAAUGGAAAUCGGCAAAGCAGCAGCAGAGAAAUCCCAUGGCCUUUUUAGUGCUGAUGACUGGCAGUGUAGCAAAUGUGGAAAUGUGAAUUGGGCCAGACGGCAAACCUGUAACAUGUGUAAUGCACCAAAGUUUGGAGACCUGGAAGAGCGCACAGGGUAUGGUGGUGGAUUCAACGAAAGGGAAGGUGUAGAAUACAUCCAUAGAGACGAGUCAGAUGAUGAAUUUGAUGAAUUUGGACGUAAGAAAAAGAAGUUUCGUACCAGGAAUCAACAGCUUUCAGGAGACAACAAAAAAGAGCCUCCUACUGUAGUUAGAGAUGAUGAUGAUGAAGAUGAGGACGAUGAGGAUGAUGAUGGAGAUCUUUCUAAGUAUGAUAUUUGGGGUGAUGCUGACGAUGACGAUACAACCAAAGAUGACAAGAGUAAGAAUGGUAAAGAAUUGGAUGACUCCCCUCGGAAAAGUCGCACAUCAUCAAGAUCAAGGUCAAGAUCCCGUCAUUGGUCAAGGUCGAAAUCCCGAUCGAGGUCACAUUCCCCAGGAAGGCGGAGUUCCAGGUCCAACUCAAGGUCAUGUUCCCGCUCUUCCAGAUCUUCCAACUCUAGAUCUAGGUCCUCGAGGUCAUCCUCAAGGUCAUGGUCAAGGUCGCGUCGGAGGCGAAGCAACUCUACAUCCAGAUCUCCCAGCUCACGGAGGAGGAGAUAUAGGUCAAGGUAAACGGGUAACUUAGGUAAAAGGUUAAUAUCAUUUCUCAAGUAUUUCUUAUAAUGGGCUAUGAUUUUUCUCCUAAACUCGAUGUUUGAGGUAGGAAUAAUUUGUGGUUUUUAAUUUUUCAAAGCACUCUAAGCAUAGCUUGUCAUGUUUGUACACUCUUCUCUUUUUAAU